AUGACCACGUUCUUAGUGGUGGUUGUAUUCAGUGGCGGUCUUAACGGCCACCGAAGGCAAGCCAUCCGCCAGUCAUGGCUUCGGCUGUCGGGUCAGCGAAAAGUGAAGCAUUACUUCAUUAUUGGCUCUUUAGAUGUGAACCAAAGUCUAUUGGAUUCGCUUCUCGAAGAACAGAGACUUCAUAACGAUUUACUCCUAUUUCCACACCUGAAGGACACUUACACUACACUCGCUCUCAAACUUCUUCAGACCUUUAAAUGGUUUUCGAGUCAAACGAGAUUCAAAUAUUUGGUGAAAGUAGACGACGACUCCUUCCUCAGAGUCGACCAACUCUUUGAUGAGUUAUUGGAGAGAAGUGUCGCUAAAAAGGACUCAAAGCCCUUAUAUAUGGGUUUCUUUGACGGAAGAGCUCACGUGAAGAGAACGGGUCAGUGGUCUGAAAGCAAUUGGUUUUUAUGCGACCGUUAUUUGCCGUACGCUUUGGGCGGCGGUUAUGUUGUAUCUGAAGAUUUGGUGAGAUUUGUGGCACAAAACUCAAAUCUAUUGCAACUCUUCCGCAGCGAAGACGUAUCGCUCGGUGUAUGGCUUUCGGCGCUGAAUAUCAAUCGCAUUCAUGACAUGAGAUUUGACACCGAAUACCAGUCCAGAGGUUGUCUUAACUCCCAUCUAAUCAUUCAUAAGCAAAGUGUCGACAAAUUGAAGAUUUUAUACGAAAACUUACAAACUUUU
This is a messenger RNA of Medioppia subpectinata, 729 nucleotides long. The record is from the annotation of a GenBank genome assembly. Lineage: Eukaryota; Metazoa; Arthropoda; Arachnida; Sarcoptiformes; Oppiidae.